AUGUCUGUUCAGGACACAUCCCGGCGGGCCACGACGCCACCACCCCUCAAACCUGAGACCAAACCGCGACCGCACAUCCCUCCGAAACCCUCCCCACAAUGCACCUCCCCUUCUCUGGGGGAGAGAGGCAGCUUCUUGAGGCUUUCAGGAGGGGAGGUGAAGAGGAUCGUGAGCCAGUUUAGUAAAAAUGACUCAACUGAAGCAGAGGAACAACCCACCAAUGGUGCCGCAGAACCAAAGGCCGUUAAGCGCUUCAAGAGGCCGCCUACGGUGAAGCCCAAACCGAACCGAGCCAGUCUGCAGCUUCAGCUCGGGGGGGAGAAGGCCCCCCCGCUGCCCGUGAAGAGGAGCCCACACCCUCAAGAGGCAGAACGAGAUGAGGGGGAGGCGGACAGCAUCGGGGUGGAAGGAGGUCGAUCAGCUCCGGAUGGAAAAGAGGUGGAGUCUCAGAUGGUGGGAGGGGGUGAGGUGGAGGCGGAGCUUAGUCCUCACACCCCUCUGAGUCCCAGCUGUGAGCCGGGCUGCAGCUGUGCGUGUCACCGGCAGUGGCCCGGCAUGAAACUCAUAUGGGUGCCCGUGGACGAGGAGGAGGAAGAGGAGGAGGGGGGAGACGAUGAAGAGACUGAUGUGGAAGAGCAGCAGCAGCAGGAGGAGGAUGAUGAUGACUACUGGGAGGAGGAUGAAGAGGUGGAGAGGGUGGGGGAAGGGGAGAGCGAGGCGGGGGACGAGGUGGACAGGAUGUCGGUGAUCGACGAGGACGAGGUGUCCAAGCAGGAUAAGGCGAAGUUCCACCAGUGUUUGGACGUUUUAAUCUCCGAUGGCAACAGGAGGCGCUCGGACCCCGGCCCUCACUGUGUUCUCACUUCGCUAGCCGCCAUCCGCUCCGAGUCCCCCCCUGUCCCCCCAAAACGGUCUCAGUCCCCACAGGUCCAGCCCGCCCAGAACGAGGAGGAGAAUAUUUACGAGGCCACCCUUCCCAUGGUCGAGCGCGCUCCUAAAAAGACUGUGUGCAAGGAGCUGGAUAUUCCUCUUAUAAAAGUGCGCAAACCAGCCCGCCGGAACAAACUGCCCUACAGCUCCUCAGACCCCACGUCCGACUUUCAGACUGAACCCCUCACCAGCCCGGACGAGGAGCCCCCUGCCGUCCCACCCAGGAUGCCUGUUCACCCCGAUGGUCGCAGCCUCACGCCCGUACACAGAGCUGGGAUCCCCCUCCCACAGCCCACCCUGGAGGAGUGGCGCAACCUGCGGCCCGCGUCCCCCUGCGGCUCUGUCUCCAGCGGCCUGAGCCCCCAGAGAGCCCUCACUCCUCCACUCAGCCCUUGCAGACCCCCCCCUCCGCCACCAAAGACAGACCCCAGGAGGCUCAGCAGUGCCUCCAUGCAGUCCCUCACACAGAGAAGAGAAGAAGAGCAGAACGGGGGGAAUGAAGGCGAGACAGCAGAAGAACCGCGUCCAAUCAGGAGCGGGUCCCUCAGGAGGGAGACUUCGUUCAGCUGGGAGUCCCGCCUGCAGGAUGAGCCUCUGUACCAGACGUACCGAGCCACUGUCAUCACCAAGGAGAUCCGACGGCAGACAGUUUGUCGCACCAUCAGCAAAACCAGUGUGGACUACGCCAUGGACUGGACGGCCCGUCACCCAGGGGCCAGUACAGGGACCGGAGCCAGCACUGGGUCAGGGACCAGCACUGGGUCAGGGUCCGGACCCCCCCGGAGCAGCACUCUGCCCACGCCGGGUCAGAGCACCCUGUGGCAGGACCUCCCAGCUGUUCGGGAGGCUGGGGUGCUGGAGCAGCUGACCCCGGAGCAGUGCAAGUACCAGGAGAGUAUGUUCGAGGUGUUGACCUCCGAGGCCUCUUACCUCCGAUCCCUGCGAGUUCUGACCGAACACUUCCUGGACAGCCGGGAGCUGGAGGAGACGAUGAUCAUCAGAGAGAAGAAGACCCUCUUCUCCAACAUCCUGAGGAUCCGGGAGGUCAGCGAGAGGUUCUUGAAGGACCUGGAGGACCGAAUCUUCCAUGACGUGGUCUUCUCUGACAUCUGUGACAUCAUCCACUACCACGCCCAGCACAACUUCCCAGCUUACAUCGACUACGUCCGCAACCAGAUCUACCAGGACAAGACCUACACCUCGCUCCUGAAGAACAACAUGCAGUUUGCCACGGUCAUCACUCGUCUGCAGGAGUCUCCUAAAUGCCAGCGGCUGCCCUUCAUGUCUUUCUUGCUGCUUCCCUUUCAGCGAAUUACACGCAUCAAGAUGCUCAUUGAGAACAUCCUGAAGAGAACAAAGGAGAGGACAGCAGAGGAGCAGACGGCCUCCAAGGCUUUGGCCUCAGUCUCCAAGAUCAUUGUCGAGUGUAACACGCAGGUGGGACAGAUGAGACAGAUGGAGGAGUUGAUCCAUAUCCAUCAAACGCUUGAGUUUGACAAGCUCAAGGCCGUCCCAAUCAUCUCCCAGACACGACACUUGGAGAAGAAGGGAGAGCUGCAGGAAAUGUCCAAAGGAGCGACUCUCUUCCACAUGAGGCCAAAGUUCACCCCCAUCUACCUCUUCCUCUUCAACGACCUGCUCAUCAUCGCUGCCAAGAAAGGUACGGAGCGUUUUGUGGUUCUCGACCACGCCCACCGCUCUCUGGUGCAGGUGCAGGCAGCAGAUGAAGGUGGGGGGGGCAGCAGCGGCCCCCUGGAGCACUGCUUCAACCUCACCCUGCUGGAGAACCACCAGGGGCGCAUGAUGGAGCGGCUCCUCAAAGCCCCCUCGCAGUCAGACAUGCACAGGUGGAUGGCGGCUUUCCCCAACCCCACCAACCCAGACAGAGAUGAAGAUGAAGUGAUUUAUGAGGACUGGGAUUGUCCCCAGGUGCAGUGUGUGGAGCAGUACGUCGCCCAGCAGGCAGACGAGCUCACCCUGGAGCCCACUGAGAUCAUCAACGUCAUCCGGAAGACCAACGAGGGCCUCUAUGAAGGCAUCCGCCUGUCUGACGGUCAGAAGGGCUGGUUCCCCAUCGGAAACGUCAUCGAGAUCACCAACGAGCAUGUGAGGCGGCGGAACCUCCGCGAGCGCUACAGAGUGAUGCAGGCCGCCAGCAUGGUCUCCAGCAGCAAGGCCAGCACCAUUCACUGAGAUACAGGAAAUCACUCUUUAAAAAGGACCAAGAACUCUUGAUUCCAGAACCAGGAAAUGAAAGAUAAAAGGAGAUCAUGACAGACCUUUAAUCAUCGCCUUAUUUAUAUGACUAGAGUGCGGGCUGGGAGCUUGACAGAAAUCAUUUACUCCCGACACUGAAAACGAUGUGAAUGACUUGCAUUACAUAACAGCAGCUGUAGAGUUGACCUCCUGCUAGCAUGUGGCUCUGCAUCAGCUGAAAUGCCGGUCUUUCUAGUCAUUGCUCAACCAGAUUGUACAUAUCAGACCUGCAGCCUGAAGACAAAAGGGUUUGGCUUUCCUGUAAACGCCCCUUGUGCCACAAGUUGAAACAUCUCAUUCCUGCCAUGCACGACAACCUGUCAUGUGUCACUUCUGUGGCCAGAAUACAGGAUAUGACAUGUUUUUAUGGAACAACAAUCUUGUAGAAGGCUCAUAACUACUGCAUUUUAUCUCAGCAAAAGACCAACUUUGGAAUACAUAUUAUCAGGAAGUGCCUUUUGAAUAAACUCUAAAUCCCUAUCAGGGCUUCUAUCAAGCACAAUAGCUUUGUAAAGGCAUGUGGACCGAGCUGUACUGCCAGUCAUUGUGCUGUCCACUACCUUGUGUCAGUAACCGUUGUGGAACAAUAGCCCCCCCUGCUGCGUGGGGUCAGUAAAGGAAGGAUAUUAUAUGUUGAUAUGCUGUAAAUGUAUUAUGUUGUAAAUAAUAAGUGGGGGAUUCUCUCCUUCAGAAACAGUAGUAACGCUUUUAAUAAAAGAAACAUGUAAUGCUUUUGAUAAAA
Gymnodraco acuticeps is the source of this 3928-nucleotide messenger RNA. RefSeq names its product rho guanine nucleotide exchange factor 15. Gene Ontology annotation, molecular function: guanyl-nucleotide exchange factor activity; protein binding. Gene Ontology annotation, biological process: activation of GTPase activity. NCBI's taxonomy places the organism in Eukaryota, Metazoa, Chordata, Actinopteri, Perciformes, Bathydraconidae. The record is from RefSeq and is a predicted model, not a curated record.